UAAAAAAGUGAUAUACCAUAUUCUGAAAUGAGUAAUAUCCAUAAAUCAAUAAAACUGUGUUAAAUCAAAUAUAUGCUUCUCUCUCUCUAACCCACUCUCUUCUUUAUUUCUCUGAGCUAAAGAAACGCUUAGCCAGAUAAAAAUGGCUAACGUGUAAGGAAGGCUUACUACAUGUCAUAUACUAUUCUAGCUACUUCGAACGGGCUAUGUGAUUUAAUCCUUAGCGCAUCCCUGUGUGGGGGGUAUUGUAAUCAGUCGACAGAUGAAUAGGAUGAGGUUCAGAGACCUUGUGUGAGGUGACACAACCAUGAGGGACUAUACCUGGGAUUUGAACACAUGCAGUUCCACUCUGGACCCUGUACUCUUAACCACCUGCUCCCUUCCUGCCAGGGGAACAAGUUCUGUCCUGAACUAUUUGACCCUUUUCUUUGAUCACCCUGGUUCUUUAGAGUAGGGCUCAUGCAGUUUUAAUUGGAAUCCUGAUAGAACAGGGAUUGUGUUGCUUGGCUGAUAUAACUGUUGCGGAGAUCUCUUAGGCUUCUGAUGUGCCAUUACUCAGCAGUCAGACUCUCGGCACAGAGCACUCAUCCUGGUGUUACUCUACACAUGUGUUGCUAUGGAAUUGGGCAACAGGGAUGUCUGCUAAAACCCCUCUUUCCUUGACCUUUCCUGAGCUGCAUCAGCAAAUAACUCCUGCAACCUGCCCGUCCUGAGGUCUGGUUGGAGAGGGGCUGGUAGAUCAUAAAGGGCUGGUCCCUUCUGCAUGUCAUGUCUUGGCUCUCUGGCCCCUGGCUCAGACUCCCUCAGACGCUGUAAUCAUUAACUCUCGCAGGAAGCCCACGAGCUUGAUAGGUAUCGGAGCAUCUGCUUCUGCCCAGUUAGAUACAGUGACUGUUGAAGUCCUGAGAUGGAGGGAAGUCAGCAAAGAGAUGGCGGUGGGGGGGUGGCCGGGCAGGAGCCGGGUGGUGGGGGGCUGCGGCUGAGGAGGGACAUGGGCCUGUGGAGCGCCGUGUCCCUGAUUGCUGGCUGUAUGAUCGGCUCUGGCAUCUUCAUGUCUCCACAGGGGGUCUUGGUCUACAUGGGCAGCCCCGGAGCCAGUCUUGUGGUCUGGGCACUCUGUGGCCUUCUGGCCACCCUGGCUGCCCUGUGCUAUGCUGAACUGGGGACCCUGGUUCCCGAAUCUGGAGGGGAAUAUGCCUACAUCCUACGAACCUUUGGGUCUUUACCAGCCUUCCUGGUCAUCUACACAUUUGUGCUGGUGGGCAGACCAGCUGCCAUCGCUGCCAUCUCUCUGAGCUUUGCCGAGUAUGUCACGGUCCCCCUUUACCCGGGCUGCUCCUCACUGCCCCAGGCUGUGCUCAAGGGUGUGGCUGCCACCUGCAUCCUGCUGCUGAUGCUGGUCAACUGCUGGAGCUCGAGGAUGGCUACCACGCUGAUGAACGUGUGCACAAUCACCAAGGUGCUCUCCUUGCUGGUCAUCAUGGGUGGCGGCGCCGUGGUGCUGGGCCAGGGCCGUGGCCGUGUGCAAGCCCUUCUGUUCACCUUCCACAACAUGUCGCAGCAGGCCGGGCACAUCGGCAUGGCCUUCUACCAGGGCCUGUGGUCCUUUGAUGGCUGGAACAGCCUCAACUGUGUGAUGGAGGAACUCAAAAAUCCAAAUCAGAACUUGGUGUGGGCGCUGAUGAUUGCCAUCCCCCUUGUUACUGGCUUGUACAUCCUGGUCAACAUCAGUUACCUGCUAGUGUUGUCACCCCGCGAGAUCCUUUCCUCUGAUGCUAUGGCCGUGAGCUGGGGGAACCAGGUUCUGGGGGCCUGGGCCUGGCUGGUGCCCUUGGCUGUCGCACUCUCCACAUUCGGCUCUGCCAACUGGACAUUCUUCAGCGGAAGCCGUGUGUGCUAUGUGGCUGCAAGAGAGGGCCACAUGCCCCGACUUCUGUCCAUGGUUCAUGUGCACCGCCUCACGCCAGCGCCAGCCCUGCUGUUCACCACCAUGGUGGCUUUGGUCCUGGUCAUCCUGGGAAGCUUCAACCCCAUCGUGAACUUCUUGAGCUUCCUUUCCUGGCUCACCUACGGAACCACCAUUAGCUGUCUCCUGUACUUGCGGAUGAAGAAGAAGAGUCUUCCCCGACCUUACAAGGUCCCCACCAUCAUCCCAGCCAUCAUGCUCCCUGCCUCCCUCUACCUAGUGCUAGCACCCAUCAUUGACCAACCUCAGAUAGAUUUCCUGUACGUCCUCCUGUUCCUGCUCAGUGGCUUCCUGGUCUAUUUCCUGUUUGUCUACUUCCGGUGCCAACCCAAGUGUUUGCAAGUGGCUACCCUGCAUCUCCAGCUGCUCCUGGAAGUUGUUCCAACCACUAAAAAUGCUGACUGAAGGACCGAACAGGUCCACACUGCCCUCUUUGCUGUAGACACCUCUGUCCCCACACAAGUGGCCUUGCCAACUUCUCUGGAUUGACUAUGCAUAAUUAUACUAAGUUUCUAAAGUGCUAUGACAUAGCUAUUGCCAAGUUUGGAGUUAUCUGCCCAGGACAGCAUCUUCUCUAGGAACUUCCUUCAACAGAGGUGGAUCCCAUAGCCACACUUGUAUUACAUGACUGCCUCCCUGGGUCACAUCUAUGUCAUAUUCCAGGUGGGCAGCUUAACAUAUGUUUCCUUCUUUUGGGAUUUUGGGAUUAGAAUUCUGAUGGUUGCUUGAGCUGAAGAAUUGUAAAUCUUGGGAUCUCUGUGGGCCAUCUUCCAUCGUGUGAGCAGAGAAGUAGAGAAAGCCACCAUGGAGAGAAGAAUGAAGAAGAUACACAGUGAGGUGGUGCUGAGAAAUUGUGUGGUCAUCAAGAGUUGAGGGGGGGGGAAGCCUGAGAGGGCAGUAGCCUUAAUCCUUGGCUAUUUUUCAGUUCUGGACUUUUAUUUCUGUGGUCUAACUGCCAUCUGACUGUCCUUCCAGCUUUGUGAUUGUCUGGGGCAACCUGAUACCUUAUAAUAAAUUUCCAAUUUGGGCUCAAGUGGGUUUGAACACGUCCUUAUUUCUUGCAAUUAGAAAAGCUUUGGUCUGACAAAACUUGUUUGGGAAGACAUGAUCCUUUAGUUAAUGUUUAAAGCUGCCAACUUGCUUGAACAGGGAAAGAAACAAGAGACAUAUCCCUGGGAAGGAGGGGUUUUAUGGGCUUUGGGUAAAAGGGAGGACAGUCAAACUUCUCAAAGAGAGAAGAAAAGUUAGAGCAGAUCCCAGAAGGCUAAUGCGGUUACAGAACUAAAGAGCAUCAAGGGGGCAGAGAUAUCUGGCUGCCCAGGUAGGAAAGAGCGACAGGAAGAAAGGACUGUUGCACCUCAGUACACAGGGAGAGGUGACUCCAAGAGGAGCAGCAGAGAGCACUGCAUCUCUACUCCUGAAACUGGACCUAGGCUGCCCGCCCAGGGCUUUGCUCUCUCAGCUUUCCGAUAUGGAAACAGCUGCGAUAAAUACAGAGCACUUCCCAUGGGCUUCCUUCUUUUGCUCUAUCAUCUCUGAAUAUAUGCCCUUAGGAAACAUCUUUUUUAUAGAAUAAAGUUUAUAUUUGUAUACUUAUGCUUUUAAUUUUUUUUUAAAUUGAAGUACAGUCAGCUUACAAUGUUGUGUUAAUUUCUGGUAUACAGCAUAAUGUUUCAAUCA
Molecule: messenger RNA, 3646 nt
Organism: Camelus dromedarius (Arabian camel)
Lineage: Eukaryota; Metazoa; Chordata; Mammalia; Artiodactyla; Camelidae
Product: b(0,+)-type amino acid transporter 1
Exons: 6
Coding region: 908-2371 (487 amino acids)
Biological process (GO): amino acid transmembrane transport
Cellular component (GO): membrane
Molecular function (GO): L-amino acid transmembrane transporter activity
Source: RefSeq, a predicted model, not a curated record